Molecule: messenger RNA, 2193 nt
Organism: Symbiodinium pilosum
Lineage: Eukaryota; Dinophyceae; Suessiales; Symbiodiniaceae
Source: the annotation of a GenBank genome assembly
AUGAAAGUGCCCACCACCUUCAACGAGAUGCUUCUUUUCAAUGCUUCAGUCAUGGGCUUUGGCUCCAACACGUGGAUGAACAUCAUCCUCAGUCAGUUUGACGAUAUGGUUCGAAACGUUGCCAACUCCUCCCGUCUUCAGGAGGAGUGUGAUGUGGUCUCCUUGGUUCUUGCAAAGUACCGAGGCCCCAUCAACCUGCCAGACUUCAAAGCAGUUACGCUGGCUUCACUUCGGUCCCUGCUGCCAGAGGACUGGGACUCGAGUCACGAGAUUGCCUGGGGCUGGCUUUGGGAGAACAUCGAGGGCCUUCUCAGCUCCAUGAUAGGCAAGCCACGACAACAGGAGCAUGCCUUGGGAAACUUCUUCAGAUACAUGGAGGAACAGGAUUCACUGCGGCUGACGCAGCAGCUGUUCCCAGUUUUCUUCGAGCUUGCACCUGCUGGUCAGGACUUCUUCCAGCAGUCAGCCACAAGAAUGCACUUCAUCUCUGGUCGAAUUCUGACGAUGACGCUGGACAUGUAUGCUGCCCCAAGAAAAAUGGUUGAAGAAAUUUCUGGAAUUGGUUUACGCCACGUCGGCUAUGCUAUUCCCGUGGAGAUGUUCCCUCCCUUCGUUUCCGCAGCGGUGGGUCUGCUACAAGAGCUCACCACCAACGAGCUUGCGAUUGAAGCAUUCCGAUGGUCCUUGGCUCUCAUCUCAAAGAUUUUAGUACGGGCCAUCACAGAGGGCUCAACUCUUGUGAUGAAAGCCAUUAAUACCAAUCAGAAAUUGAUGCUGGAGAAGGCCAUGGAAGUAUGCUCGCGAGGUCAGCGCGCCAACGAGCUGCUCAGCAUCACUGUAGGCACUCAGUCCAUCUCACCUUUUUACUGGGCCAUCGACAGCGGAGCGACAGUCUGCGCAGUUGCCAUGCUGGAAGAUUUGCUGACGAUUCGGGCAGACCGUGACGUGUAUUAUUUCGGCUAUGACACGCUUUUCACCCGGCAUCCGGAAGUUAUCCAACGCUUGUGCGCAACGGCCCCCACACUGAUGCCUACGUUGUUGGAUGGCUUGGUGUGGCGUUCUCGUCAGACCAGAGAAGGUUCCCGGCGCGUGAACUACUACGUGAAGCACUUGAUACAGGACUUGGAGGGCAACUUCAGCCAGAACUUGGAGUGGUUAGUCGCACAUGGAGACCCUAAGAUCAUUCGUCACCCCACUGUGGUGAUGUUUGCCGACCUGCUGUGGUACAAGCUGGCAAGCUACAAGUUCGUCCUGUCGAAAUUGUACUUCCUGGUGAUCAUGGUGAUCUUUGUCACCAGCCAAGCGAUCAUCCCCAGCCACACGGGCGCAGAGCAAACCCAAGAAGAGCUUAUCGUCAUGUUCACGUUCCGCAUGAUGAACUACCUGGGCAUGAUGUGCAAGCUGAUGUUCAGCACUAUCCGAAAAACGUGCUCCGACUGCGCGAGCGGAAAUCUCAACAGGUCGUUCUGCAUUCCGAUUCCGAAUUUCCUCUUCAGCGCCCAAGAUGCAGCCAAUUUCUGCCUCAUGUGGCUCCUCAUUAUCAGCUGCGCACAGGAGCCUUUCAUUCUGUGCCUGAUCUUCGGCCAGACUGGUCCGAACGGCUUUCCAUUGACAACUACCUGCCAGGGAGCUGAGGAGUUCAUGGGCACCUACUCCAUCACCAGCUUCCUGGCCAUGAUGAUUUACUGGGCACUUCUUCUGGACUUGGCCAUCUUCUCCAUGCGAAUUUCCGCCUAUGUUCUGGUUUGUGGGCGAAUGCUGGGUGAAGUUGCCCUCUUCCUUUGCGCUCUGACUUGCAUUAUACUCGCGUUUUCAACGUCGGUCAGCGCCCUUUACAACGAGUAUCCGUCCAUCGAAGGGUUUUACGUUUGGGCUGACGUCCUCUUCCAGAUGGCAUUGGAGAUAUAUCCCGAGGAGAACUACCUCGACAUUGCGGCACGCUCCGUAUUUGUCUUUGUGCCGAUCGCGGUCUUUGUGUUUGUAGUGUCCAUUAUGCUGAUGAAUUUGCUUAUUGCGCAGCUGACCCAAUCCUACCACGACGCCUACUCGAACAUGCAGGGCUACGCUCGCUUGAACCGAGCAGCCAUCACAGCGAACACGCUGCACGCCUUGUCGAGGAAGCGGUGGUCAGGCUUUCUGGCUGGCCUGGCGAUGGAUCAACCUUUGGAAUUCAAUGAAGGCGAUGCUUCUUGA